CUCACAAGUCAUAUAACCAAAACAAAGUCACACCACACCCACCCACUUCCAUAUUCCAUUUGCAUCCUUGGCGGCGGGUAACUUUAAUAACACAUUAACACACUCACAAAAGUCCCACCCCACAAACAGCUAAUUUUGAUGAUCAUGAUCAUGAUGAUGAUGACGAGGAAUAGGAUAAGGGAAUUGGUCAUGGCCAAGGUCAGAGGUGGACCUCUCUCCCCCGCGGCGCACGUUAGCCCCUAUCCCUCACCUAAGCGGUGGUGUAUGCUGUGGUGGCCUCCUCAUCCACCCACGUCAUAAAAUCAGCCGCACAUCCCUCCCACACCCCCACCCCCACCCCCAACCAACCCUCUUUAACCAUGUCAUUCUCUUCCACCACCACCAUAACAACCACCUUAAAAAAACAAUCUUUUUCUCCUUCCACCACGACCCAUCUUAUCCUUCACCUUAAUUCUACACCUUAACCCUUAAUAUUCCUUUUCCACCACCGCAACCACAACGUUGCUAUCCUGCGCCUUUUAUCUUUAUCCUACGCCGCUUCAUCCAUGGCCUCUCCAUCUUCCCCUACAGAUUCCAACCCACCCUCCGCCGUGCCGCUCCCUCUCCCCGCGGCGGCGCCACCCUCCACUCGCCGCCUUCCUCCGCCGUGCUGGACCCCCGAAGAAACCGCCGCCCUCAUCGACGCCUACCGCGACAAGUGGUACUCCCUCGGCCGCACCAACCUUAAGGCCACACACUGGCAAGAGGUCGCCGACGCCGUCACCGCCCGCUGCCCCAACGCUUCUCCGGCGGCCAAGACCGCCGUGCAGUGCCGCCACAAGAUGGAGAAGCUCCGCAAGCGCUACCGCACCGAGAUCCAGCGCCUACGGUCCCUCCCGGUGGCGCGUAUCAACUCCUCAUGGGUUCACUUCAAAUCCAUGGAUUUCAUGGAGAAGGGUCCCUCAUCGGUGAAACCCGAUCACGAUAACAACCACGAAAGUCUCGAUCUUGAAGAUGAUGACGAAGAUGAUUUGUACGAAAGGUUGAAAUUGAAGAAUGGGAGUGGCUCCAACACAAGGAGCAUUAACAAAUUGUACAGGAACGGAAUCGCCGGUUCCGGCGCCGGCGCCGGAGCUGGGUUUCGGAUUCGGAUCCCAACUGGGGUUAGCGUAGCCCAACAUGGGUCGAAGUUGUUUGGCAAAGUUGGUGAUCAGAAAUUGAACAACCCCACAAAUUCUAAUGGUGGUGUUGGUGUUGGUGUUGGUGGUGGUCCAACAAGGGUUGUUAAGGAAAGAAGUGGAUUGGGGAAAAGGGAAAGAGAGAGGGAGAGGGAGAGGGAGAGGGACCCUGUUGGUGAAAUGGUGAGUGCAAUCAAGGUUUUGAGAGAUGGGUUUGUGAGGAUGGAGCAGAUGAAGAUGGAAAUGGCGAGGGAGAUUGAGACCAUGCGGAUGGAGAUGGAAAUGAAGCGUACUGAGAUGAUUCUGGAGUCUCAGCAGCGGAUUGUUGAGGCCUUUGCCAAUGCUGUUUCUGAGAAAAGGAAGAAGGGUAAGACUAUACCAUCACCAUCAGAAUCAUAGAUAAAUAAAAGAUUGAAUCUUUUUUUCAAUCUUGUGCUUGCCCAAGAGAUAAUAGAUUAUGGAUGUUUACUAGUUCAGCUUUUGUUUUAGGUAGGUUGAUAUUAAACUAUACUCAUCUACCACUUUUGUUUCUUUCUUUUUUUCCUGGUGAUUUUGGGAUCUGUGGAACUUGAUGAUCAGUUUCUAGUAGUAAUCAUGUUGCUGAUUUGUAUUGAAAUCGAAUUAUUCAACUCAGGGAACACAAUUUCGUUGUUCUGGCACAGUAUCCUUUUGAAGAUAUUAUGAUUUGUGUGCUUCUUGGCAUAUCUAUACUGUAUUUGUGUUUUACUGAGACCAAUGGUGGGACAAAAUACUAAGGAUUCCUCUGAGGAUUUCAUUAUAGUAAAAAAAGACUUUUAGUUUAGGAGUUUAACAAUGUCAGCAUUUAAAAUAAGUUAAGGGUAGAGAUUAAAAAGAGGAUCUGAGCCCUGGGAAAUUAUUGUUAUGCCUAUGUGAAGUUUUCUGAAUCUCUAUUGGUGUUUCCUG
Messenger RNA from Gastrolobium bilobum, 2081 nucleotides. RefSeq names its product trihelix transcription factor ASIL2-like. The coding region runs from base 546 to 1556 and encodes 336 amino acids. The transcript has a single exon. Gene Ontology annotation, molecular function: transcription cis-regulatory region binding. Lineage: Eukaryota; Viridiplantae; Streptophyta; Magnoliopsida; Fabales; Fabaceae. Gene Ontology annotation, cellular component: nucleus. The record is from RefSeq and is a predicted model, not a curated record.